This is a messenger RNA of Zea mays, 2227 nucleotides long. RefSeq names its product putative indole-3-acetic acid-amido synthetase GH3.1. Lineage: Eukaryota; Viridiplantae; Streptophyta; Magnoliopsida; Poales; Poaceae. The transcript has 3 exons. The coding region runs from base 109 to 1923 and encodes 604 amino acids. Gene Ontology annotation, cellular component: cytoplasm. Gene Ontology annotation, molecular function: acid-amino acid ligase activity. The record is from RefSeq and is marked provisional.
GGCAACGGCAUCCUCCCUUCGCAAAUUGCAAGCAAGCCGGCAAGGGACGGCACCAACAAGAGCGCGAUCGACCUACCAAGCUAGCUAGCGAAUUAACCUUCUCCUCCCAUGGCUCCGACGACGGCCACGGCGGCGGCGGUGGGGACGAAGGCGACGGCGCUGGGGGUGGCGGCGUGCGAGCGCGACGUGGAGAAGCUGGAGUUCAUCGAGGACAAGACCAGGAACUUCGACGCGGAGCAGGUGCGCGUGCUCGCGGAGAUCCUGGCCCGCAACAACGGCGCCGAGUACCUGCGGCGGCACGGCAUGGAGGGGCGCACGGACCGCCUGGCGUUCAAGGCGUGCGUGCCCGUGGUCACGUACGAGGACCUCCGCCCGGAGAUCGAGCGCAUCGCCAACGGCGACCGCUCCAACAUCAUCUCCUCCCACCCCAUCACCGAGUUCCUCACUAGCUCGGGGACGUCGGCGGGGGAGAGGAAGCUAAUGCCGACGAUCGAGGACGAGCUCAACAGGCGCCAGAUGCUCUACAGCCUUCUCAUGCCCGUCAUGAACCUGUACGUGCCUGGGCUGGACAAGGGCAAGGGCCUCUACUUCCUGUUCAUCAAGUCGGAGACGAAGACGCCCGGGGGGCUCCCGGCGCGCCCCGUGCUGACCAGCUACUACAAGAGCGACCACUUCAAGCACCGCCCCUACGACCCCUACAACGUGUACACCAGCCCCACCGCCGCCAUCCUCUGCACCGACUCCUUCCAGUCCAUGUACUCGCAGAUGCUGUGCGGCCUGGUGGCCCGCGCCGAGGUGCUCCGCGUCGGCGCCGUCUUCGCGUCGGGCCUGCUCCGCGCCAUCCGCUUCCUGCAGCUCCACUGGCAGGAGCUCGCGCACGACCUCCGGACGGGCACCCUGAGCGCCAAGGUCACGGAGCCGUCCAUCCGGGAGGCCGUGGCCGAGGUGCUGAGGCCCGACGCCGGCCUCGCGGACUUGGUGGAGGCCGAGUGCGGCAAGGAGAGCUGGGAGGGCAUCAUCACCCGGGUGUGGCCCAACACCAAGUACCUGGACGUGAUCGUGACGGGCGCCAUGGCGCAGUACAUCCCGACGCUCAAGUACUACAGCGGCGGGCUGCCCAUGGCGUGCACCAUGUACGCGUCCUCCGAGUGCUACUUCGGCCUCAACCUCCGCCCCAUGUGCGACCCGUCGGAGGUGUCCUACACCAUCAUGCCCAACAUGGGCUACUUCGAGCUGCUGCCGCACGACCCGGACGCUGUGCCGCCGUCCAGGGACGACCCGCCGCCGCGGCUGCUGGACCUGGCGGACGCCGAGGUGGGCAGGGACUACGAGCUGGUGAUCACCACCUACGCGGGGCUCUGCCGCUACCGCGUCGGCGACAUCCUGCACGUCACCGGCUUCCACAACGCGGCGCCGCAGUUCCGCUUCGUGCGCCGCAAGAACGUGCUCCUCAGCGUCGAUUCCGACAAGACGGACGAGGCGGAGCUGCAGGCCGCCGUGGAGCGCGCGGCGCGCCUGCUGGCGCCCUACGACGCGGCCAUCGCCGAGUACACGAGCCAGGCGGACGCCACCACCAUCCCGGGCCACUACGUCGUGUACUGGGAGCUCAUGGUGCGGGAGGGCGGGGCGUCGCCCGACGCAGCCGUCUUCGAGCGCUGCUGCCUGGAGAUGGAGGAGGCCCUGAACGCGGUGUACAGGCAGGGCCGCAACGGGGACGCCAUCGGGCCGCUGGAGAUCCGGGUGGUGCGCGGCGGCACGUUCGAGGAGGUGAUGGACUACGCCAUCUCGCGCGGCGCCUCUAUCAACCAGUACAAGGCGCCGAGGUGCGUGUCGUUCGGACCCAUCAUCGAGCUGCUCAACUCCAGGGUGGUGUCCAGCCACUUCAGCCCGGCGUGCCCCACGUACAGCCCGCACAAGAAGUGAUGACCUAAUAGCAUUGGCCGUCGGAGGCCCAGACUGAGCUACUACACUUCUGCUAGUACUAUUACUACUUGUUGCUCUCUACAGUGCGUGUCUUUCGGUUCCUUCUCGUGUACGUACAAGGCAGAGGAGUGAAUUAGUCACGCUCCUGCUUGGUUCUGUGGUAACUCUUACUCCACUGCUAGUUGUUACAUAUACUUGUGCGUGUCAUGUCAUUUCUCGAGGAGAAAUGACUAGUGUUUGUACCUGUAAGACGGUAUCACAGUAACGUCAUUCUUGGCCUAAUAUCAUAACUGGCCUUCUCGAU